UCUGGUUUUGUGCUGCGUUUAUUGUGUAGUAGGCAUGCGCAGUGUCGGUCUCAAGUGAUCCGUUUCGGGAUUUUGGGUGCAGUCAUGCGUAGCUCCAGUCCUGACUCUCAACUGAUCCGUUUUGGGUUUUGUAGGUUCUUGUGUGAAGAUCGGUUCCGCGCGCAAGUGUGAUGUGCGUCUCGUCUCGUCUCGCCUCCCCUUUGUAAACGCUUUGUUUGGGCGGUGCACUUAAUGAGAGCAGACAUCGUGAAGUCCACCAUCUUUGUGACGGUUUUUAUUUCCACGUAUUUAUAAGAGCGAGGGUUUGUGUUUUGCAUUAAUGUCGGUGGGCCUGGAGUCUGGGUUUUCCAGCGAGGAGGUGCUAAAUAUCCGCUUCCCUCUUCACCGCGCCUGCAGAGAUGGAGAUGUGGGCGCGCUGUGUUUGCUCCUCCAGUGCAGCGCAGAUCAGCUGGCCGUGGAGGACUCUUUCUACGGGUGGACUCCUCUACACUGGGCUGCACACUUCGGCAAGCUGGAGUGUGUAAUGCGUCUGGUGCAGGUGGGAUGUGGUGUGAACUCUGUGACCUCUCGGUUUGCCCAGACACCUGCUCAUAUUGCUGCCUUCGGGGGUCAUCCUCAGUGCUUGCUCUGGCUGCUGCAGGCAGGAGCUGAUAUAAACAGACAGGACUAUGUUGGAGAAACCCCCCUCCACAAAGCGGCCCGUGCUGGCAGCAUCGACUGCAUUAACACGCUCCUGGUCCAGGGAGCCAAGGCAGACAUGAGGAACGCUAGUGGACUGACCGCCGCUGACCUAGCCCAUGCCCAGGGCUUUCAAGAGUGCGCCCAACUGCUUUCCAAUGCCCAGAACCAGCAGCUCAAUCAGCGUAACGGGUUCUCAGCCAAUGGCUCUGUGUGCUUUGGGGACCGCAAGCUAAUCCAAGAGCGUGGCAUCCUUAAUGGGGUUCCCAGCCGAAAAAGGUCUCUUGAUUGCAUGGAGUCUAAUCUAAUUAAAAAGGCCAGAACAGAUGAUCUCGGUUAUCAGCCGAUGAAUGGAGUAAACGGAUCCAGUAGAGAGGACCAGAUGGAGAACAUGCACAUGGAGUUUGGCCAAGCGCUGAGUACCCCAGCAGGACUCCCAUUAAAUGGACACUGCUAUCCUGUGCAGCACCUCAGUGGAGGUGACCUGAUGCAUGAGAACGUAAAUGGAAAUGCAGCCGAGGUUGUGGGUGUCUCCUCACGUCCUGGUUGCUUUGAAAAUGGCCUUCAUUUUGGGCAUCAUAAUGGCUUCGGAGAUACGGCUGAGAACAUGGAGGACGCCAGCAGUCAGAUAGAGCAUCGCAAGUCAGUCAGUGUAGAGGAGCAGUAUGACCACAUCACCUUCAACACCAUGCACCUCUACCAUGGGUGUUAGGACGUCCCGUCCAGACUCAUAUGCUUUUUAUAUAUCCAUAUAGAAUGUGCUGAAUUGCUUUAAGUCCGUGUCCUUUUAAAUGGACACUGUAUUUGUAUUUGUGUUGUUAAAAAAAAGUGCAAUCUUUUCUAAUUUGGGUCAUUUAAUUGAGUUGGAGAAUCCGGAGGCCGUUCAUUUUUUAUGCAUUAUUUGUAAGUACAUUUAUUGUAU
Messenger RNA from Sinocyclocheilus rhinocerous, 1600 nucleotides. Its product is annotated as ankyrin repeat domain-containing protein 10-like. NCBI's taxonomy places the organism in Eukaryota, Metazoa, Chordata, Actinopteri, Cypriniformes, Cyprinidae. Bases 320 to 1390 code for a protein of 356 amino acids. The record is from RefSeq and is a predicted model, not a curated record. The transcript has 6 exons. Gene Ontology annotation, molecular function: protein binding.